GUUUUGUAUUUGGUUUCCCGUCACUUUGUAGCAACAAACAUGGACAGCAGUCUUGUGCUGUUGGGUCUGCUGAUCCUUCUCGUGCUUGUGUCCCUUGGUCUAGACUCGUAUCGAUGCACCCUCUUGUCCAAGAGCGGCCUGGCGUUGCUGGUUGGCGGUAUCGCGGGGGUCGUUCUCGCGGCACUGCACACCGACGCGACUGCGCCGUUUCAGCUGCACCACUCCAUCUUCUUCGACGUGUUGCUGCCGCCCAUCAUCUACGAAGCGGGGUUUUCCGUCGAGCGGACGACGUUCUUCCGCAACUUUGGCGCCGUGUUGGCCACGGCCAUCUGGGGAACGCUCAUCUCCGCCUGCGCCACCGGACUCACGCUAUACUUUGCCAGUUCCUGUGGGUGGAUUCCAUCCAUCGACUGGGUCGAAGCGUUCCUGUUUGGCGCGCUCCUGAGCGCUGUCGACCCCGUGGCGACCCUCGCCGUGUUUCAAAAGCUGAACGUGCCGCCCGUGCUGUUCAACGUCGUGUUCGGUGAAAGCGUGCUCAACGACGCCGUGGCCAUCGCGUUGUACAAGGCGCUGUCUCUAACGACCUCUGGCAUGACAUUCCCGGUGCUCGCCCUCGUGGUAUGCCAGACAUUCGGCAUCCUCGUAGGGUCCAUCUGUGUCUCGAUGCUCGUCACGCUGUUGGGGUCCGCCAUCUUUGUGCACAUUCCAGCGCUGCGAGCGUACCCAGCCUACGAGAUCCUCCUCUGCGUGUGCGUGAGCUGGACAACGUACUUUGCAGCCGAGUGCUGCGCGUUCUCGGGCAUCGUAGCGCUGUUCUUUAGUGGCAUUCUGACCAGUCACUACCACUACCACGUCAUGUCGCCCGUGUCGCAGCUGGUGGUGCACCAUACCCUCGAAACCGCAUCGUUUGUAUCCGAAACGCUCGUGUAUGUGUUUGUGGGAGUGGCCACCGCCCUCGUGUUGUGCAGCAACACUGUGACAUCGUUGCCCUUGUCCAAUCACCAUCAUCCAAGUGACAGCGAAGGAGGCGGGAUCAGCUGGUCGUUUCUUGGGUGGACGACGCUGAGCUUGUUCGUUGGUCGGGCGUUGAAUGUGUUUCCGCUGCUGUCCGUGACCAACUACUUGCGGUGCAACCAAGACACGUUGACAGUGCCCAUGAUGGUCGUGAUGUGGCUCACGGGGCUCCGAGGGGCGGUUGCCGUCGCGCUGGUGACCGACUGGUCGUACGUCCAACAUCAAGAUGACGUGAUCAUCGACCACAAGCAACUCAUGGUGACGACGACGUUGUUCCUCGUGAUUGGCACCACGUGGGUCGUGGGUGGCCUCACCGGUCCACUUUUAAACGUGUGCGGUUUAUUGGAGCAUUCUCGGUCAAUCGAUAACGUCAUCGUUCCAACGGCAUCGGACGACGACCCACUGGACAUACCGUCAUCAUCACCAUCAGCAACGCCUUCAAGACCCGAGCCAGAUCAGAACGUCACGCCGGUAGGUCGUCGCAUGAGUUCGUUGGACGAAUCGACGACCGAUGGUACGCGAACUUGCGCCACCAUCCGUGUUGCUACGUACCAAAUGUGGCACGCCUUCGACGACACGUACAUGAAGCCUCUGUUUGGCGGGCGUUGCAAGCCAAUGCGAAACCACCGCGACGAUGACGACGACGAAGACAAGGGGGUUGUGAUGCAUCCGGCAGGUGCAAUACUGUCGGCAACAAUUUCAAGGAAGAAAAGCAAACUGGACACGACAUCAAGUGACGCGGCAACGCGGCCCCUUGUUGUGGACAGCGAUGGCCUAUCGUCGUCUUCUUCGUAAAGCACACUAUUGGGCUCGUGUUCAAAGUACUCGUAGUAGUAGUUCAUAACGUUGUAACUGUGUGUAACUGUCAACUAGUAUAACCAAUUGACGCUGGAAAUAGCGCCACUUGUCG
Aphanomyces astaci is the source of this 1924-nucleotide messenger RNA. RefSeq lists its product as hypothetical. Gene Ontology annotation, molecular function: sodium:proton antiporter activity. Gene Ontology annotation, biological process: proton transmembrane transport; regulation of pH; sodium ion transport. Gene Ontology annotation, cellular component: membrane. The record is from RefSeq and is a predicted model, not a curated record. The coding region runs from base 40 to 1809 and encodes 589 amino acids. Lineage: Eukaryota; Oomycota; Saprolegniomycetes; Saprolegniales; Verrucalvaceae. The transcript is spliced from 2 exons.